Molecule: messenger RNA, 3929 nt
Organism: Clunio marinus
Lineage: Eukaryota; Metazoa; Arthropoda; Insecta; Diptera; Chironomidae
Source: the annotation of a GenBank genome assembly
AUGAAAAUUAUGCUUUUCAAAAUUGUCGUAUUUCUACUCACAAUCAGUUCGGUUCAAGUUUCUGGUAAUACACUCAAAAGUCUUUUCUCAGGUUUCGGCAAUUUAAACGGAUUUAGUUUCUUUCGAUUAGGAUCUGAUUGUGAUAUUUCAAAGUGCGAUCCAAUACCAAAACAUUAUGAAGAGCUCGGUUGUGAGCCGAUAAAGAAGAAAGACGAAUGUUGUAACGUAAGCUUUAAUUGCAAACAUCUUGAAGAUCGCAACACUAAGAAAUGCUACUUUAAAAAUAAGACAUUUGAUAAUGGCGACAACAUUGACGAUGCAUUAUUAAAUGGAUCAUGUGAAGGAAAUUGUCGUUGUGUUGAUAACAAAAUCAUUUGUGAUCAUAUUAAUUGUCCCGAGCAGUUUGGUCCGCGCCCAGAACUUGGAUGUGUAAGAAAAUAUUCGCUCGACAAAUGUUGCUCGAUUGGAACUGUUUGUGCCGAAGAAGCAAAAUCUUUAAAGACUUGCGAGUUUGAGGGGAAAACCUAUAAGGAAGGUGAACGCAUGCAGCCUGAAAACUUCAAGUGUCACAAAUGUAUUUGUUCGAGCACAUUCGAGAACAAACCAGUUGAAGAUAACAAAGAUUGUAUCAAAAUCGGAUGCAACAUCGAGUUAUUUGAAGCUGAAAAUAUCAAAGAUGGUUGUAUUCCGAUUUAUCAUAAAGACAGUUGUUGUCCAUAUGACUGGAGAUGUCCAUCGGUCAAUGAUGCGAUUAUUCCAGGGGACCAACAAUUAAAGUACAACAUAACUAGUCCAAAGUGCCAGUUUGGAAAACUUACUUUAGAAAUCGGUGACUCAUUGUCAGCUGGCGAGAGCGGCUGUUCAAAAUGUACAUGCAAAAAUCCACCAUUCGCUGAUUGCGUCUUUACAGGCUAAACCGAAAGUCUCAACAUGAAAUUCUUUAUUCUAACUGUUUGCGUAAUUCUUGGAGUUGCCAGCGCUCAAAGAUACACCACAAAAUAUGAUGGUGUCAAUUUAGAUGAGAUCUUGAAAUCCGAUCGUUUGUUGAACAAUUACUUCAAGUGUUUAAUGGACCAAGGAAAGUGCACACCUGAUGGAAAUGAAUUGAAACGUACCUUACCCGAUGCACUCAAAACUGAAUGCUCAAAAUGCAGCGAAAAACAAAAGCAAGGAACUGAAAGAGUCGUCCGUUAUUUGAUCAAAAACAAACGCUCACAAUGGGAUCAAUUGCAAAGAAAAUACGACCCAGAGAAUCUUUAUUACCAACGUUUCGAAAAGGAAGCUCAGGCUCAUGAAAGUAGAUUUGGUAGAAAAAGAAAAGUCUACGAGCGAUUUAGUUUGCUUCAAGUCGCGCUAUCAACGAGUCGUCUCAAAAUGAUCAGUAAAAUAUGCAUAAUGUUGAUGCUUAUGCAAUUCGCCAUCGGUGCAUUGGUGGCAAGAAAUUGCAAAAAUCUCGACUGCCCCACGUUACCAAAGCAUUACGAAGAGUUGGGAUGUAAACCAAUUAUAAAUGAAGGUGAAUGUUGUGCUAGCAGUUACAAAUGUCCGGAUUUAACAGCAGGCGAUUAUGAUAAAUGUUACUACAAAGAAAAUGUAUUAAAUGUCACACAAUAUCUGAAGAGUUCAUCACUUGGUGGGAUGUGCAGUGCCGCUUGUUAUUGUGCAAAAGGUUACAAUGGAAAGCCAGCAGAGUUUCAAUGCGCCCACGUUACUUGUCCAGAACAUUUUAACAGACGAAAGCCCAAAUCUAUAGGCAAGACUUGUAUUCAUCAAUAUAUUCGAACUCAUUGUUGUGCGAUUAAGACAAUGUGCGACGAUGAUGUUGAUAAACUGGCAAAAUGUGACUUUGAAGGCAAAUCGUAUCGUGAAGGUCAGAAGAUGUAUCCAAGUAAGCAAUGCUACGAAUGUUUCUGCUCGAAAGAUUUCGAUAAUAGAAUUGCAGUUGAGGAGAAUAAAAACUGUAAUAAAAUUGAUUGUGGUAUAUCAUUACGUAACACUGGACGGAUAAUUGAAGGUUGUAUUCCGGUUUACUAUAAGACGGCUGACUGCUGUCCUAUCGGUUGGCGAUGUCCCGGUGACAAGCACAUGAUUGAGAAUGACACAGCACGAAGCAUAAACGACAAAAAACCGCGUUGCAAAUUCGGAAAAAUGGAAUUUAAAGUUGGCGAAUCGCUUGAUCUUGACAACGAUAAAUGUCAAAAGUGCACUUGCACAACUCCACCGAUGCUUCAUUGUAUUGAAACAUAAAAGUUUUUAUUGAUUAGAAUGGCAGGAAAAAUGUCUUCACCGCCUCAAACUUAUUCAAGAACAAUUUUCCGUCCUUGGGAUAAUAAAAGUGGAAAAAAUGGAAAUGACAACGUUUCAACAAGUGCUAAUAAUGAUAACAAAGUUGAAGUGCCAUUAAUGAUAAAAGAAGAAUCGCUUGGUAUGCAGUCAAUGAUGAUGUCGAAUCCAUGUUUAAUGAACGGAUCUUUGACGAUGAUUCCUGACUACAUGUACAUGCCACCACCCCCGCCAGGAGAUUUUCUUCCGCUUGGACCCUUCGAUGCAUACUCAAUGAGUAUGAUGGAACAAGAAUACGCGAGAGUGAUUGCUGAAGAAGCUCGAGCUAAAAUGUUAAGUGCUAAGAAACAACGACCUAAGAAAUUCAAAUGUCCACAUUGUGAUGUCGCUAAAUUCUCUAACAACGGCCAAUUAAAAUCACAUAUCAGAACGCAUACUGGAGAACGUCCUUUCAAAUGUGAAACUUGUAAUAAAACUUUCACAAGAAACGAAGAGUUGACACGUCAUAAAAGAAUUCACACGGGCAUUCGACCAUAUUCAUGUUCAACAUGUGGGAAGAAGUUUGGAAGACGAGAUCAUCUUAAAAAGCAUGCAAAGACUCAUUUAACUCAAGAUCGAUACAAUGUUUCUCAAUUUGCCAGUGAUGAAAGUUAUGAAACUUCCCUUUGUCGAUUUCAGUUCUUCUCCAGAUUUAGACAGAAUAAGACUAUGAACGGGAUGAGCUUGAAAAAUUGCGUCUUAUUAUUUUGUACUCUUAUUUGUUGUGUUGCGAGUAAGUCGUGUGACAAAAGUGAGUGCCCAACAAUUCCGAAACAUUACGAAGAACUUGGUUGCAAGCCCGUGAAACAAUCUGGAGAUUGCUGUGUGAGAAGUUUCGAAUGUCCAGAUCACAACAAUCGAAACAGCUCAAAAUGUUACUACCAAAAUAAAGUUUUGAAUCCUGGUGAUACUUUGGAAAACUUUCAACAGACGGACACUUGCGAAGGAAAAUGUUAUUGCAAUCUUAACAGGGGCGGUGGACAAUCAGAAAUUAUUUGUUCACGAUUGAAAUGCGUUGAAAAUUCGCCGGUUGAUCAACAAGUUCAAAAUUGUAUCAAGCAAUACAACGAGAAAAAUUGUUGUCCUAUUAAAACAGUUUGCGGUGAUGACAUAAACAAGCUGAAUACGUGCGAGUUUGAGGGACGAUAUUAUUUGGAAGGGGAUAAAAUGUAUCCCAAAAACAUUUGUAACAAAUGUUUUUGCACUAAAAACUUUAACAACAAAACGGCGGUGACAGCGAAUCCAAAUUGUCACAAAAUUGACUGUGGAAUUGCUUUGACGAAGACGAUGAGACUCUCUGAAGGCUGCAUUCCUGUUUAUAUCAAGACCGAUGACUGUUGUCCAAUUGGAUGGCGAUGCCCUGGCGAAAAGCAUAUGAAAGUCGGCACGCCGAAAGGAAAUGAACUUAAAGACAAAUGUAGGUUCGGCAACAUGAUGUUGAAAGUUGGGGAGUCGUUGGAUUUGGGUGGCGAUGAAAAUUGUCAGAAUUGUACGUGUACAAUGCCACCAAUGUUGCAUUGUAUUCAAACAUGUUGAGCUUCUAAGUUUUGAAUAACAAUAAAUCAUGAGAUUUGAAAGCAUUAAAAGGAAUCUAACUGGAAGAUGAA